Messenger RNA from Gracilinanus agilis (Agile Gracile Mouse Opossum), 4494 nucleotides. RefSeq names its product phospholipase C like 2 (gene PLCL2). The record is from RefSeq and is a predicted model, not a curated record. Gene Ontology annotation, biological process: lipid metabolic process; intracellular signal transduction; regulation of synaptic transmission, GABAergic. Gene Ontology annotation, molecular function: inositol 1,4,5 trisphosphate binding; phosphatidylinositol-4,5-bisphosphate phospholipase C activity; GABA receptor binding. Bases 335 to 3478 code for a protein of 1047 amino acids. Lineage: Eukaryota; Metazoa; Chordata; Mammalia; Didelphimorphia; Didelphidae. The transcript has 3 exons.
UGGAGGGACUGUUUUCUUCUCCCAGGUGCUGAAAGCCUGACAUUGACUGUGAAGAGCCGACUCUGAAGACAUUUUCUUUUCUUUUUCCUCCGCAGGAACCUUGGGGAAAUUCAGCCUCCAGGUCUCUAACUCCGCAGGAGGCAGCCCGAAAACACACUCACACACGUAUUUGAAAUCUAAAUUAAAAAGAAAAGCGGAAGAAGCUGUGGAAGCAGCAGCAGCAGCAGCAGCAGCAGCAGCAGCAGCAGCGGGAGGAGGAGGGGCUGAGGCCACAGCUGAGGCAGCAGGAGUGAGAGGAGAGGACAUCCCUGUCCUGGGCUGCUGGAGGGGACUCAUGGCAGAUUUCGGCCGGGGGGCCGCCGGCAGCGGCGGGGGCCUGCCUACCUCCCCGGGACCUGUCCUUGGAAAGGUGGCCUUUAAAGCGGGAGAUGGAGAAGGAGGAGGAGGAGGAGGUGGCGGCGGAGGUGGUGGAGGUGGUGACAGUGGCGUCAGCUUGGGGAGAGCACGCUAUGACAGCAGCAGCGGGGUUUCCAACGGAGACUGCACCCUGGGGGUGUUGGGGGAAGACCCUAGGACUGGGAAGCCUAUCAGCCCUUCUCGGGGAAACCACCCCAGCCUGGGGACCCCAACGGUGGGGCGAGAGAACAAGCCGGGAGGCAUCCCCCGCAGGAGUAGCAUUAUCAAGGAUGGUACCAAACAGAAACGAGAACGGAAAAAGACAGUGUCGUUUAGCAGCAUGCCCACAGAGAAGAAGAUCAGCAGUGCGAGCGACUGCAUCAAUUCAAUGGUGGAGGGCUCGGAACUCAAGAAGGUCCGCUCCAACUCUAGAAUUUACCACCGGUAUUUUCUCUUAGAUGCCGACAUGCAGUCCCUGCGAUGGGAGCCGUCCAAGAAGGACUCGGAGAAAGCCAAGAUCGACAUUAAAUCCAUCAAGGAAGUGAGAACAGGGAAAAAUACAGAUAUUUUCCGCAGCAAUGGUAUUUCCGACCAGAUCUCUGAAGACUGCGCGUUUUCUGUGAUCUACGGAGAGAAUUACGAGUCUCUGGAUCUGGUCGCCAACUCCGCCGACGUGGCCAACAUCUGGGUCACGGGGCUCCGGUACCUCAUCUCCUACGGGAAGCACACGCUCGACAUGAUCGAGAGCAGCCAAGACAACAUGCGGACUUCUUGGGUUUCCCAGUUGUUUGGCGAAGUCGACGUGGACAAUCUGGGUCACAUGUCUCUGUGCAGCGCCGUCCAGUGCAUCAAGAACCUCAACCCCGGCUUAAAAACCGGCAAAAUCGAGCUGAAGUUCAAAGAACUGCACAAGUCCAAGGACAAAACGGGCACCGAAGUGACGAAGGAAGAGUUUGCCGAGGUUUUCCACGAGCUCUGUACCCGGCCUGAAAUCUACUUCCUUUUAGUUCAGUUUUCGAGCAAUAAAGAGUUCCUCGACACGAAGGACCUUAUGAUGUUUUUGGAGGCGGAGCAAGGGGUGGCCCACAUCAAUGAAGAAAUCAGCCUGGAGAUCAUUCACAAGUACGAGCCCUCCAAAGAGGGCCAGGAGCGGGGCUGGCUCUCCAUCGACGGCUUCACUAAUUACCUGAUGUCCCCCGACUGCUACAUCUUUGACCCGGAGCACAAGAAGGUCUGCCAGGACAUGAAGCAGCCUUUAUCCCAUUAUUUCAUCAAUUCAUCUCACAACACCUACCUGAUCGAAGACCAGUUCCGAGGCCCGUCGGACAUCACGGGCUACAUCCGCGCUCUGAAGAUGGGCUGUCGGAGCGUCGAGCUGGACGUGUGGGACGGGCCGGACAACGAGCCGGUCAUUUACACGGGCCACACGAUGACCUCGCAGAUCGUCUUCCGGAGCGUCAUCGACAUCAUCAACAAGUACGCGUUCUUCGCCUCGGAGUACCCCCUUAUUUUGUGUCUGGAAAACCACUGUUCCAUCAAGCAGCAAAAAGUCAUGGUGCAACACAUGAAGAAGAUUCUGGGAGACAAACUGUACACGACGUCGCCCAACGUGGAAGACUCUUACCUGCCUUCUCCCGACGUCCUCAAAGGGAAGAUACUGGUCAAGGCGAAGAAGCUCUCCAGCCACUGCCCGGGGAUGGAGGGGGACGUGACGGACGAAGACGAAGGCGCGGAGAUGUCUCAGAGGAUGGGCAAGGAGAACGCGGAGCAGCCCAACGUGGCGCCCCUGAAACGCUUCCAGCUCUGCAAGGAGCUCUCCGAGCUGGUGAGCAUCUGCAAGUCGGUCCAGUUUAAGGAGUUCCAGGUGUCGUUUCAGGCCCAGAAGUACUGGGAGGUUUGCUCCUUUAACGAAGUGCUCGCCAGCAAGUACGCCAACGAGAAUCCGGGGGAUUUUGUCAAUUAUAACAAACGCUUUCUGGCCAGAGUCUUCCCCAGUCCCAUGAGGAUCGACUCCAGCAACAUGAAUCCUCAGGACUUCUGGAAAUGCGGCUGCCAGAUCGUCGCCAUGAACUUUCAGACCCCCGGCUUGAUGAUGGACCUGAACAUCGGCUGGUUCCGGCAGAACGGCAACUGCGGCUACGUGCUGCGGCCGGCCAUCAUGAGGGAGGAGGUCUCCUUCUUCAGCGCCAACACGAAGGAGUCCGUCCCCGGGGUGUCCCCGCAGCUUCUCCACAUCAAAAUCAUCAGCGGGCAGAACUUCCCCAAGCCCAAAGGCUCGGGGGCCAAAGGGGAUGUGGUGGAUCCUUACGUCUACGUGGAGAUCCACGGGAUCCCCGCCGACUGCGCCGAGCAAAGGACCAAAACCGUGAACCAGAACGGAGACACCCCCAUCUUCGAUGAAAGUUUCGAAUUCCAGAUCAACCUCCCCGAACUGGCCAUGGUGCGCUUUGUGGUUCUGGAUGACGACUAUAUCGGGGACGAGUUUAUCGGGCAGUACACGAUUCCCUUCGAGUGUUUACAGACCGGUUACCGGCACGUUCCGCUCCAGUCUUUGACUGGGGAGGUGUUGCCUCACGCCUCUCUUUUUGUUCACGUGGCUAUUACUAACAGGAGGGGAGGAGGGAAGCCUCACAAGCGGGGACUUUCGGUAAGGAAAGGGAAAAAAUCCAGGGAAUAUGCCUCUUUGAGAACCUUGUGGAUUAAAACGGUAGAUGAAGUGUUCAAGAAUGCCCAGCCGCCUAUACGGGAUGCCACAGAUUUGAGAGAGAACAUGCAGAAUGCAGUCGUUUCAUUCAAAGAAUUAUGCGGACUCUCUUCUGUAGCGAACCUCAUGCAGUGCAUCCUGGCCGUGUCGACACGCUUGCUCGGACCCGACAAUACGCCGCUGGUGGUCCUGAACCUCAACGAUCAGUAUCCCACCAUGGAGCUGCAAGGGAUCGUGCCGGAGGUCUUGAAAAAGAUCGUCACCACCUACGACAUGGUGAGUCGCUCUUGGGAGCCGGAUGGAGGCCAGAUGCACACGGUAUCUUUAGAUGAUGGGCUGCGAGGGUUGGGUUUGGUUGGGUUUUAUUUGUGUUGUUAAGCACGUCUCCUUUUUCAUGCUUUCUUACCUGUAUUAAAAAUGUUGCUUCCCUGGAUAGGAGUUCUUUGUUUUCUUUUGUUUUCAUGAGAUUGAGUCUCCCAGUCUCUCACAGGCUAGAAAUAGAGCAGUCACUCCUGGACCCGUUUCUAGUUUUUAUAGGCAUGGGAGCUUUAAGCUACCUAGUUUCCAACCUGGGUGGAUUUACCCCUCUGGAGGUAGCCUGUUGGUCCCCUGUCCCAGGAACUCACCAAGAGGGUGCCAGACUUAGUGUGGGAGCUGGCAGGCCAAGCCCCACUGCAGCUCAGAACUCUGGAACUCAAGGGAUCCAUUCUGGUCACCUUCCCUAUUAAGGGGUCUGCUGUGAGGCAUUUGAUAGGCUGAGUGUUUUUCAGGUAGGACACUGACCUCUUACAUGGUAAACAUUUCUCUAGAAAGGGACUCUGAGCACAGUUGAACUCCUCUUCCUAGUGGAAUUCUUGGUAUCUUUUCUUUUUGUUCAGUCAAGAAUUAGAUUGGCUUGAAUCUCAAUAAGAUUCCCACAAAAAGUUAUCAAAAGCAGCAAUAAAUGGAGAAUAUAAUCCUUAAUACUUCAACAUGGGCCCUAUAUACAGUCCUACAAAGAGGACAGAAUUCAAUUACCAACCAUUACCUUUCCUGGACUUUGACUGGCUUCACUGACACAAAGACACACACCAAUGACCUACCCAAGACAUAAGAAUGACAUGAUAGGAAAAAAGAAAAGGUAUGGUUAGAUGAUGAUGAGAGAGAGAGAGAGAUAGGCAGAGAGAGGAGACAGACAGAGAGACACACACCAAUGACCUACCUGAGGCAUGAGAAUGACAUAUUAGGAGAAAUGAAAAGGUAUGGUUAGACUAUGAGAGAGACAGAGACAGAGACAGAGACACACACCAAUGACCUACAUGAGGCAUAAGAAUGACAGGAUAGGAGAAAAGAAAAGGUAUGGCUAGACAGAGAGAGAGUGUGUGUGUUGAUAGAAUGGAUGGGGAAAGAGAGAA